CCUCUUCCUGCCCCGCAUCGUCCUCUUCCUCUCUCGUGCUAGAAGUCUAGAACUGUCUAGUACCGUCUAAACCCCCACGAGCGCGUAGCCUCCUCCUCUCAAUGGCGCGGCUCCACCACAAUCUCUUCCGCGCGCUGGCCUCCCACCACCUCCUUCUCCCUCACCGUCUCCCUUUGUCAGCACGGCCGGCUCCCCUGCUCCACUCGCCGCCGCAGCCGCCUUCUCAUCCCCAUGGCCACAUCCCACCCCCUUUCCUCGUAACCGCCUCGCGGUACUACGCAGCGUCCACAUCCGGACGACGGAGGCGCGGGUCGCCGCCGCCCAUGUUGCUGAGGCGGAGAAGGGCGAGGCCGACGCGGAAGGGCCCCGGCGAGCUCAGCGUGCAGAUUGGCAUCGAAGAAGCCCUCCCCGACGACCCCCUCAUCCUGAGUAUCGCAGAAACACUUCAGACGGAUGUUGGGAAAGCAAUGAAGUUGGCCUUCGACAAUCUGGAAAGCUCGGAGUACAGGACCAGGGACACCUGUAUAAGCAAUGUGGAUAAGUACGCCAGUGUUGAAGUCUCUCUACUGCUUUGUGAUGAUAGUUUCAUCAGGAAGCUGAACAAGGAAUGGAGAGAUGAAGAUCACGCCACGGAUGUUCUGUCGAUGUCGCAGCAUAUACCAGGGCUUGAUAUCCCCAUUCUGCAGUUGGGUGACAUUGUAAUUUCUGUUGAGACAGCCCGGCGUCAAGCAGAAGAAAGAGGCCAUACUCUUCUUGACGAGAUCAGAAUUCUCAUGGUGCAUGGAUUAUUGCAUUUAUUGGGCUUUGAUCAUGAACUUAGCAAGGAGGCUGAAGAAGAGAUGGAGAAGGAAGAAGAACAUAUAUUAAAUACUCUUGAAUGGAAAGGGAAAGGACUCAUUAGGAGUGCAUAUUAUUUCAGUACCGAGACAGAUCAUUUAGAUAAUUCUGAUGAGAUCAAUAGAGGUAUAGAGAAAACGAGCCUGCGAGAGGGUCAUCAGCAAAAACUGACCCAUAUAAUAUGUGAUGUAGAUGGAGACCUGCAUCCAGAAUUGAGAAAGAGGAUAUCACGGGGAGUAAAUGUAAUCAUGGUUACUGGAAAGAGCCGGGCUUCCACCAUAAGAACUUUCAAGCUUCUUAAUUUUGGAGGAAAAAAUGACUUUAUAUCAGAGCAUUCACCUGGUGUAUUUCUACAGGGUUCACUUGUUUACGGGAGGCAUGGCCAAGUGAUUUAUAGAGCAAACCUGGAUAUGGAUAUAUGCAAGGAGGCAUGUCUGUACUCCUUGAAACAUAAAGUUCCUCUUGUUGCAUACUGCGAGGAACAAUGUUUGACAUUGUUUGAACAUCCUUCUGUUGACUUGUUGCACACUAUGCACCAUGAGACCAAGGUACAAGUGAUGCCUUCAAUUGAGGACCUCUUGGAAUAUUCAUCCAUUCAGAAGUUGCGUUUCCUUGGUAACGCGGAGGAAGAUUUAUCUGUUUUGGCACAGCAUUGGUCAAAAGUAACAGAAGGGAAAGCGCGUGUUAUCAAACCGCAGUCAAAUGCAAUUGAGAUUGUUUCCAGUAAUUCUUCAAAAGGUGGUGGUAUAAGGAUUCUACUUGAUCAUCUUGGAAUAACUGAAGAUUCUGACCUUGAUGCUGUUGGAGACUGUACCAAAUGGCUAAGCAACAAGUGAUCCAGCUGACAUGAUUAUUGAAGCAUUUGUUAGCAACAGAGUGGUGAUUGAGAGCUUGAGAUACUGGCAUGUAUGGAAUGCCCAGAAGCCUAUCCAUUUUGAACAUGUCUGGGCACCAUGAAAAGUCACAAGUUUGUACUGCCAUCCUUUAGGUAUGAAAAACAAAGGGUUUGUGCAUUUUGCAUACUUCAGAGAGUGGGUGUGGGUGUUGGAGUGGCAAGUUUGAUAUGUCCUUCAGGUAUCUUUCCUGGAGGUGAACUAGGAAGAAAAUCAUAUGAGCAUAUCCAUGAUUCCAUGAUGGCCAACACCAACUGAAAGCACAUUUUUCAACUUGUGGCAACCUUAUAGAACUAUUCCUGCUUCUGGGCAACGUUGUCAAGUUCAUCAUUCAUGCCAAUAUUGAUUUUCCACAGAUACUUGUACAGUUGUCAUUUGAUUUCUAAUUGUUGCUCAAACAAGGGUUCCCCUAUUGUGGUAAUGUGUUUAUAAGAAGAGAAUAGUGAGGUGUAGAAUCAUGGGCUAGUUUAACGGAAAGAACUAUAUGCAUUGAAUUUUGUUGAUUAUGAUCAACCCUUAAGACAAACCGGGUUGAUCCUUGAAGGAAAAACAGUUUGAACUUCCAUACGAAAGUGUACAAUGAGGACCGCAUGUUUGUGGAAAGACAAUGCUUGGCACGCUA
Molecule: messenger RNA, 2352 nt
Organism: Brachypodium distachyon (stiff brome)
Lineage: Eukaryota; Viridiplantae; Streptophyta; Magnoliopsida; Poales; Poaceae
Product: endoribonuclease YBEY, chloroplastic
Exons: 13
Coding region: 102-1673 (523 amino acids)
Biological process (GO): rRNA processing
Molecular function (GO): metalloendopeptidase activity
Source: RefSeq, a predicted model, not a curated record